Messenger RNA from Tarenaya hassleriana, 351 nucleotides. RefSeq lists its product as uncharacterized. Gene Ontology annotation, biological process: regulation of double fertilization forming a zygote and endosperm; double fertilization forming a zygote and endosperm; regulation of protein localization to cell surface. Lineage: Eukaryota; Viridiplantae; Streptophyta; Magnoliopsida; Brassicales; Cleomaceae. The record is from RefSeq and is a predicted model, not a curated record. Bases 1 to 351 code for a protein of 116 amino acids. The transcript has a single exon. Gene Ontology annotation, cellular component: extracellular region; vesicle.
AUGGCAAGAGGGAUUCAGGUUAUGAUCACGGUCGUCUUUUUCUUGGGAUUGAUCUUCGUCUCGUCGGCUCAAUCCCAAGACCAAGAAGCCGAGAACCCUCAAGCUUUCCACCCCAAGGAAUGCCUGGGCGCGAUCAAGAGUGUGAAGGGAUGCGCGGAAGGGAUCAAGGGAAUAUUCCACGGCCAUUUCGGCGGGCUGAAGGCAUCUUGCUGCCGUACGCUCAACGGUCUUUCCGACAACUGUUGGCCUUCCGUGUUCCCCGGGAAGCUGUGGCUGCGCGUCACCAUUAAGCUGUUCUGUCUGUUUAAGAACAUGAACUUGGCACUUCCCGAGUUGCAGGAGGAUUUGUAG